Molecule: messenger RNA, 584 nt
Organism: Strongylocentrotus purpuratus (purple sea urchin)
Lineage: Eukaryota; Metazoa; Echinodermata; Echinoidea; Camarodonta; Strongylocentrotidae
Product: carboxypeptidase A1-like
Exons: 3
Coding region: 153-584 (143 amino acids)
Source: RefSeq, a predicted model, not a curated record
UCUGACCGCGCUGGGGACAGCGUUUGUACGACCCCAGUCCAUUGCUAGAUGGUUUGCGUUAUACCUCAGACAAUUAUCCAUUGUUUUGAGCUUUAGACCUUCACGAGAGAUAAGAAUGACGUCAGCAAUAACCUACUUUGGGGAUAAUUGAGAUGCAAACUCGUUCGCGACACCAUGUCAAUGCGCAGAUGAUAAAGAGACGGAUUAUUUCGGAGUCGAUGUUUGGUGGAUAUUUUCGAUUGCUUUUUGUUUUAUCGUUUGGAGUCAGUACUAUGAGGAAUUAUCGGACAACUAUGAGGGGGUGUUUUCUCCUUAUUUCCCUCUCCCUAUUCGGGCUAGCCAUCGCAGCUGUUCGUUAUGAUAACUAUAAAGUCCUUCGUAUCUCACCUCAGACUGAAGCGGAUCUCUUAUGGGUUAACACAUUAGCAGAAGUAUGGGAAAACAGGGUUGAUAUAUGGAAGCACCCUCGACAGGUCGGUAGUCCUGUUGACGUCAUGGUAGCCCCUCACUGGCAGACUGAGUUUUUCGAUGUCCUCAAUGAUCAAGGGAUAAAAUAUAGCGAAAUGGUGAGUACUAUUAGCUAG